Molecule: messenger RNA, 1974 nt
Organism: Guyanagaster necrorhizus
Lineage: Eukaryota; Fungi; Basidiomycota; Agaricomycetes; Agaricales; Physalacriaceae
Product: acetylornithine aminotransferase
Exons: 5
Coding region: 409-1773 (454 amino acids)
Molecular function (GO): identical protein binding; transaminase activity; pyridoxal phosphate binding
Source: RefSeq, a predicted model, not a curated record
GAAUCAGCUUCCUUCAAAGCCCCUUUUGUUUCAAAAUACAACUUCAAGAUGCACUGUCAUGUCCUUCCGUUUCCCUCAAAUGGACUCUGUUGCUACUGCACGAAUAUAUCGAAUCAUGCUGCGUUGCAGGGCACGAUUGAAACCUUAGAACGGAUCACCCAAUGGCGCGCUCGUCGGGGAUGCCAUCGAUGACUUGCAGCUGCCUCUUAUCAGGUUCCGGAAAUACAAUGAAGCGGUUCAUCGAUGAACGGUUCGCCUCGGCUGACAGGUCAGACAGAGGCCGUACCUCGGUUACUAUAUGUCCCAGUAAAUUUUAUUGCGGAUCGCCGUUGUGAAUAGUAUAAAACGGGCCAUAUCCACGUUUGGCCUUACCCGUUCAUCUUUCCUUCGGUCAAGAAAUAUACAGUCAUGCCUUCCGCGAACGCAGCUCUUCUCUCGCUAGGCCAGAAGCACACUACCCACGGUUUGGGACGUGUUAUCGAUGAUGCUAUUAUCGAGAAUGCCUCUGGAUCUUACAUGUCUUUCGACGAUGGCCGGACGAUGCUUGACUUCACCUGUGGUAUCGGUGUGACUUCCCUAGGACACUGCCACCCUCAAAUCUCUAAAGCUGCUGCCGACCAAUGCAUGUCAGUAGUCCAUGGACAGUGCUCCAUAGCGUUCCAUACUCCAUACGUAAGACUCAUCGAAGAACUCAUUCCCAUGAUGCCCCACCCUUCACUCGACUCCUUCUUCUUCUGGAACUCGGGAUCGGAGGCUAUUGAGGCCGCUCUAAAGAUUGCGCGUAUCGCGACGGGCAGGCAGAACAUUAUCUGUAUGCAGAGUGCGUACCACGGUCGCACAUUCGGCGCUAUGGCCGUCACGCGCAGCAAGACUGUUUACUCCGCUGGAGUCCACCCCAUCAUGCCCGGUGUUUUCCAGACGCCUUAUCCAUACUUCCAUCCACUCGGUCUUCCCAAGGAGACUUCUCCCGCCGAACUGUCUGAGUACUGCCUCAAGCAGCUCGGCAUCGUUCUCACCAGCCAGACUGCUCCUGCCGACACCGCCGCUAUCAUCGUUGAGCCCAUUCUUGGCGAGGGUGGUUACGUUUCGACACCCGUCGAGUUCCUCCAGGGACUUCGCAGGAUCUGUGACACAUAUGGUAUCAUGUUGAUCAUCGACGAAGUUCAGAGUGGAUUUUCACGCAGUGGUGAUUACUUUGCUAUUGAGCAGAGUGGAGUCAAGCCUGAUAUCCUAGUCGUUGCUAAGGGUCUCGCGAACGGGUUCCCUCUUAGUGGUGUUAUCAGCCGGAAGGAGCUCACCGAUAAGCUCGUUCCUGGAUCGAUGGGUGGAACGUAUGCUGGUAAUGCCAUUUCCUGUGCUGCCGCCGUCCAAGUCGCCAAGAUCAUGAAGGGCGGCGACAUUCUGCCCAACGUUCGCGCACGCUCCAAGCAGGCGUUUGACGCGUUGAACGCACUGGCGACUGACCCUCAAGUCGGCAAGUAUAUCCUCGACGUCCGUGGUCGUGGCCUCAUGAUUGGUCUUGAGUUCAAGUCGCCUGCUGGUCCUGCUGAGAUCAAGUCAGGCCUUGUUUCGCAAGCCUCCUCUGAUAUCCCGGCUGGCCUCGCAGCGAAGGUGAUGAAACGAUGCGUCAAGAAGGGUCUUCUCAUUUUGACGACGAGCGCCUUCGAGGUCUUGCGUCUCAUCCCUCCCCUCAAUAUUACCGAAGAGGAUAUGAAGAAGGGUCUCGAGAUCAUCGCGGAUUCAGUCAGGGAGGUUGUCAAGGAGAGCUCUUAAUUUUAUUUUGGGAUGCUGGACUGGGUAUCUCGAGGUUUGUUUUUUUGGCUGUAGGUCUCGACGAAACGAAACAAAAUGACGCGUACAGAUGACUGGCGAUGUACCGUAUACGCAUCUUUGGCCUGUUGUCUUUGCAUAAUGACGUGUAUCUAUAAUGUACUUGCAGCGCUUAGAAGCAUGGAGCACGAUGACCGUUGUCGC